Molecule: messenger RNA, 1847 nt
Organism: Cladophialophora immunda
Lineage: Eukaryota; Fungi; Ascomycota; Eurotiomycetes; Chaetothyriales; Herpotrichiellaceae
Exons: 9
Coding region: 174-1847 (557 amino acids)
Biological process (GO): transmembrane transport
Molecular function (GO): transmembrane transporter activity
Source: RefSeq, a predicted model, not a curated record
CUGGGCUGGUCUUCGAGACACUCUUAUGCUGUGGCACAUAUAUGAACGAGACCCGCUGCCACAACGCCAAUGUCUGGGUCCAGCUUUCCAGCCCUGAAGUCCUUCCCAAAGACCGACCUUAGGACCAAGGAGACCAUUGUGGUUGUGUGCUGGCUCGACGCCUCUCUCUCAAGAUGGAGAUGAACUAUGAUGAAAAUACGCUCCACCAGCUGGAGGAUGAGCUCCAUACUCAUAUAUACCCGGGGACUGAGAUCAUGAGUGACGUUGGGUCUCAUCAUUUUGUCAAGUCGUCGGACAGAUCUCAUCGCGUUCUGGUGCCUCAGCCAUCAGCAGACAAACAUGAUCCUCUUAAUUGGACUCGCUUCUGGAAAUUCUCGAGCGUCUCCAUGGUGAUCGCCGCCACGUUCGCACAGGGAUUUGGUCCUCUCGCUCUGGCGCCCAUGUUCCCGAAUCUGAUCGAAGCGUUCAACACGGAUCUUGCAGGAGCCGUACAGUUCACGGGUGUUUGUAUUCUCGUCUUGGGCUUCAGCAAUUUUCUCUGGGUGCCCAUCCAAACAUCCUUUGGUCGCCGACCUGUCCUCAUUUUCUCGACCCUGAUCUGCCUCGUCUCGAACAUCUGGAGAGCCGUCGCCAAAGAUUACCGCAGCUUCAUGGGUGCUUGUGUUCUGAACGGGAUCGGUGCUGGACCUUCAGAGACUGCUGCCCCCACUGUCAUUGCUGACGUGCUAUUUCUGCACGAACGAGGCGCAUACAACACUCUUUAUUUCACCGUCUAUUUCGGCAGCUUAAUGAUUGGUCCUAUCAUCUCGGGGUCGAUGGCGGAAUAUAGCAACUGGAGAAACUUCUGGUGGCUCAACGUUGCUCUUAACACAGCUGCUCUUGUCGGUCUCUUUUUCCUGUUUCCGGAAACCAAAUGGCAUCGCCAGCACCCGAAGGAAAUGGCCACGCAGGAGCAGGAGCAGAAGCAAGCCACCUUCGACGAGAAGAUGACCUCCGAAGCCAUUGAGGAUCCCGAGAAGAAUGUCGUGACCGUGGAGCCCACCGCGGUCGACUUGACGGUCGCUGCCACGGCUGAGCGCGAUCCGUUCUUGCACUCCGGGACACCAUCCAAGCAACAGUUCAAGCUGUGGCAAAAUAACGCGCAUCCAUUCCAGGCCAUCCUGAUGGACCUUUGGAUUCCGUGGAAACUUCACCUCUACCCGAUCAUUGAGUUCUCAGCGUUUGUCGUGUCGUGGUCGGCGUCGUCAUUCUUGACCAUCAACCUGACACAGUCACAAAACUUUGCAGCACCGCCUUACAACUUCCCACCGCAGAGCGUCGGAUACACCAACUUCGCCGUCCUCGCCGGGGCAUUGAUCGGCCUGUUGACCAACGGCCCACUUAGCGACUGGAUCGCGGCCCGGGCGACGAGGAGGAACAAAGGCAUUCGAGAGCCCGAGAUGAGAUUGCCGGCCAUGAUCCCGUAUGUGAUUGUCAUGCUCAUCAACAACUUUGUCGUGGCGUUCGGGUAUGAGUACAAGUGGGAUUGGCGAAUCAUCGUGAUAAUUGGCUAUACGUGUGCCGGCAUCCAAGUCGCUGCCAUCCCGGCCAUCGCCUCGACCUACAGCGUCGACUCGUACAAGCCGGUCGCAGGCUCCAUCUUCGUCGCCAUCACCGUGAACAAAAACGUCUGGGGGUACGGCUUCAGCAAGUUCAUUACUCCGUGGAUCAUCGCCGAUGGGUACCUCCCGCCCAUCAUGUUGAAUAUGAGCCUGAUCUUCUUGUGGUGCUCGUUUGGGAUCGUGUUCUACUUCUAUGGGAAGACGUUCAGGAAGUGGACCAGCAACAGCUCGGUUCACAAUAUGUGA